AUGAAGGCUACUAUCGCGACCCUGCUGGCCGCUGCCGUUAUGGCGCGUGCCCAGGUGGCUACCACCUCGGAACCUGCCCUCACUCAGAUCGCUGCGGCGGCUGCUACUACCAAGCCUGAGUCCCCCAUCUCCGACGUCAAGGGCCUGGCCUUCGACCGCUUCUACCAGGUCUGGCUGGAGAACAUUGACUACGAGGUUGCCGCAGCCGACUCCAACCUGCAGUGGCUGGCAUCCCAGGGUAUUCUGCUGACCAACUACUACGCUGUCACCCACCCGUCUGAGCCCAACUACUGUGCCGCCGCUGGUGGUGACACUUUCGGCAUGGACAAUGACCACUACCACCAGGUGCCUGCCAACGUUUCCACCGUUGCUGAUCUGUUGGACACCAAGGAUAUCUCGUGGGGCGAGUACCAGGAGGACAUCCCGUACGCCGGCUUCCAGGGCUUCAACUACUCCAACCAGGAGACCCAUGCCAAGGACUACGUGCGCAAGCACAACCCCCUCAUGUUGUAUGAUUCCGUCGUCAAGAAUGAUACUCGCGCUCGUCAGGUCAAGGGCUUUGAUGCUUUCUUUGCCGAUCUCGAUGACAAGAAGCUUCCUCAGUGGGCGUUCAUCACCCCCAACAUGACCAAUGACGCCCACGACACCAACAUCACCUUCGCCGCCAAGUGGGAGCGUAGCUGGAUGUCCACUCUGUUGAAGAAUGACUACUUCAUGGACAACACUGUCGUUCUCCUGACCUUUGAUGAGGAUGACACCUACCACAAGACCAACCGGAUCUUCAGCAUCCUCGUUGGUGGUGCCAUUCCUGACCACCUGAAGGGUACCAAGGACGACACCUUCUACACCCACUACUCCACCAUUGCCUCGGUUUCUGCCAACUGGGGUCUCCCCUCUCUCGGUCGCUGGGACUGCGGUGCCAACAUCCUCGAGUUGGUCGCCAACAAGACCGGCUACGUCAACUACGAGGUUGACAUGACCAACCUGCGUCUCAACGAGACCUACCCCGGGCCGAUGGCUGAUGGUCAUUACGCAAAGUUCUCCCCCGUCUGGCCCAUCCCGGCUACUGAGGCCAACUGCUCUGCUGGUCACGGUAUCCUUGAUAUUGUCAAGAAGACCUACGCGGGUCUCCAGGCCUCCCACAACUACACCACCCCCUUCCCCGUUGACUCCAAGAAUGACUACAACACCAAUGUCACUAUUACUCGCAAGCCAUCGAACUCCACCACCACCACUUCGGCUGCCCCGAGCGUCCACACUACCAAGUCUGGUGCUGCCGUUGCUGCCACGGCCCCCAACAUGGCCAUGACUGGUGCUAUGGUGGCUCUUUUUGCCUAUCUCAUCUAA
Molecule: messenger RNA, 1347 nt
Organism: Penicillium cinerascens
Lineage: Eukaryota; Fungi; Ascomycota; Eurotiomycetes; Eurotiales; Aspergillaceae
Product: acid phosphatase PHOa
Exons: 4
Coding region: 1-1347 (448 amino acids)
Biological process (GO): phospholipid catabolic process
Molecular function (GO): hydrolase activity, acting on ester bonds
Source: RefSeq, a predicted model, not a curated record